UGUUUAUGACUGGAUAAUCGUUAAUUUAUUUUCAAUCCGUAUUUGUAACAAGGUUGGAAUUGCGAAAUCUCGCGAGAUUUGAACGAGUUUGAUUGAAUGCCACGUCUGACUAGAAGCAUCAAGGCUGGCAGAAAUAUUAGACUUUUGCACGAAGGACAGAGAGUUGAUUAUCUGCACAACAAAUCGUGAUAUUUGGCACUAUCCGAGAGUAAUAUGGGAUGUGUACGUGUGCUGGCACUGACACUMGUCACGUCUGUAGUACUGCUGUUAGCCUGUCAAUCUUCCUCCGCGCAUAGCCAUUCCCAUGGUGACCACGGACACGGCCACUCCCAUGGCGAGGAUGAUCACCACGGACACUCUCAUGGCCCUGAGGUGAAGAUGUUCCACGGAGCGAGCAAGUGGAGCGCUGAGGCCAACCUACCUCACCAAGAAGAGGAGCCUCAUGGACAUGAUCAUGGACACGCACACUCCCAUGAUCAUGGACACGCACACUCCCAUGAUCACGGACACGCACACUCCCAUGAUCAUGGACACGCACACUCCCAUGAUCAUGGACACGCACACUCUCAUGACCACGGACACGCACACUCUCAUGACCACGGACACGCACACUCUCAUGAUCACGGACACGCACACUCUCAUGAUCACGGACACGCACACUCUCAUGAUCACGGACACGCACACUCUCAUGAUCAUGGACAUGGGCAGUCACACGGAUCAGAUAAGAGAAAGAGUGAAGCUAAAGGAGGGAAGAGGGACUUGGUGGAGCUCUGGACACAGGCUGUUGGAGCCACUCUGCUGAUCAGCGCRGCUCCUUUCCUCAUCCUGUUUCUGAUCCCCGUUCAGUCCAACAGCGACCAACACCAGAACCUGCUGAAGGUGCUGCUGAGUUUCGCCUCCGGGGGUCUGCUGGGUGAUGCUUUCCUCCACCUCAUACCACAUGCUCUUGAGCCCCACUCCCAUCAUGGUGAUGAAGAUCAUGGACACUCACAUGCAAAUGAAGACUCACAUGGCCACGGUCACUCCCAUGGAGCGGCCCACGGUCACCUGAUGUCUGUAGGUUUGUGGGUUCUGGGUGGGAUCAUCGCCUUCCUGGUUGUUGAAAAAUUUGUGCGUCUGCUGAAAGGAGGACACGGUCACGGUCACUCUCAUGCUGCUYCUAAAGAAAAAGACAGUGAUGGAGAAGAAGAGAAAGAAAAGAAGAARAAGAAAGAGGAGACRGGAAACAAAGAUACAAAARUACCAAAGAAAGUGGAGAACAAGAGCACAGAUAUCAAGGUGUCGGGUUACCUGAACCUGGCAGCUGACUUCACACAUAAUUUCACUGAUGGCCUGGCGAUCGGAGCRUCGUUUCUGGUCGGACCAGCUGUGGGCUUCGUCACCACCCUGACAAUCCUGCUGCAUGAGGUCCCGCAUGAGAUCGGGGACUUUGCUAUUCUUGUGCAAUCUGGCUGCACUAAAAGAAAGGCGAUGUGUCUCCAGCUGCUGACAGCUGUGGGCGCUCUGGCCGGGACAGCUUGCUCUCUUCUGGCCGAAGGCGUUGGCGCAGCGGCGACUGCCUGGAUCCUGCCCUUCACGGCUGGCGGGUUUGUCUACAUCGCCACAGUGACGGUGCUCCCGGAGCUGCUGGCAGGCCGCUCCAGUUUCGGUCAGUCUCUGAUGGAGAUUCUGGCCCUGCUGUUCGGAGUGGGCAUGAUGGUGCUGAUCGCAGAGUACGAGUGAGGCGCUGCACAGCGGACAGAAACAAUUACGGCACAGGAUGAGGAGGGAGGAAGCCGAGAAACUGACAGGGAAAAGACAGUUUUAGGUUUUGUUUUUAAAUUUGUUUACCUGUGUUUGUUUUCUUCUUUUUAUGAAGCUGUAUUUUGGAAAGAUUUGUUUGUGUCUUAAGCGGUUUAUGAGCAUAUCUUUGUUUUGUUUUAGUGUUUCUUCCUAAAAAAGUGUCAGUUUCUUCAACAGUCUCUUCAGUAAGGGCAACGAGAGCUGGAAAGUUGCACUAAGUAAAGAGGAAGAGGAGGACUUUAUUAGUAUAGUGGGUUAAACCUUUUUGAACAGUGGUUCCAAAGUUUUCUCACGACUUUCACUAAACAGAAAAUUCACCUCAAGUGACAGCUCAUYCCUCCAAAGACUUCUUAUAUAAUUUUCCAGAAAAAACAGCAAGUUUUGUCCUUAUCUAAGUGACCGAUUUUCACUGUGUAGGGGUCACCUCAAGUGAGAAAACAAGAUUUUCUUCCUCUAAAAUAGGCCUUGGAUGGGCCUUCUAGUUAAACUAGUUAAAUUUAACUACUUAAAUGAAAAGUGAAUCGUGAACAAUGGAGAUUAUUCUGUCCAUUAUCUGAUUAAGAGG
Molecule: messenger RNA, 2347 nt
Organism: Austrofundulus limnaeus
Lineage: Eukaryota; Metazoa; Chordata; Actinopteri; Cyprinodontiformes; Rivulidae
Gene: slc39a7
Product: solute carrier family 39 member 7
Exons: 8
Coding region: 214-1722 (502 amino acids)
Biological process (GO): zinc ion transmembrane transport; intracellular zinc ion homeostasis
Cellular component (GO): membrane
Molecular function (GO): zinc ion transmembrane transporter activity
Source: RefSeq, a predicted model, not a curated record